CAUGUCCUACCCGGGUAGUGACGUCAUUUGCAUCUGCUUCGCCGUGGACAACAGGGACUCCUUUGAGAACAUCACAUAAAAGUGGAUCCCAAAACUUCAACACCACAUCCCAAAUGUGCCUAAAAUGCUUGUGGCGUGUAAAACAGACCUGCGAUAUACAAGCACUGGGGAUUAUGUGACGUAUGCUUAGGGGUCAAAGGUCGCCCAAGAUUGGGACUACGGUACCAAGAAACCAGUGCUUUGACUCGAGACGGACUUACGGCAUGCUUUAAUAGAGCGAUCAUAGAAGCCAAUCAAGGGAUUGUAGCACGCCGGAGGAAGAAAGACCGAUUACAUUUUUUAGGAGACCGAAGAAAGAGAUUCCUAACCCACCCACACUGCCACCAGCAGAAAAGGCCCCUCGGGUUGAGGUAGAAGCUUCCCGGUUCGCUGACGACUGGCGUGGGAUGCUGGAGAAACCCCGAAAUUAUGAUGUGACAUUUAUACUCGGCGGAGGUCAGCGGCUAGAGGCUAAUACACUUGUACUGUGUUCGUCCUCGUCGUUCUUCUGUCGGGUCUUCGGGAUGACGCGCUAUGAUCAGAAUGACCAAAAGAAAAAAUUCGGUCGCUUGGAACCAUUCUCAAUGGAGGAUAUCUGCUGUAUAUGGAAAAGGGACGAUCAUCUGUGCCAAAGGUCAACGUCGGCGCCACACAGUUAUAAAGCUGGCUUCUGAUAUUACAUAUACAACGUUUACUCAAGUGCUGGCAUUUCUAUACACGGGUACGUACAUAACUAACGGAUACAGUACAGCAAGUUCAAGGUAACAGACGGGUUUUUUGUCACAUGGACUUUUCACAUGCUUGGAAAGCAUAAAAUAUUAAUAAAAUAUUAAUAAAUUAGUAACUAAAGAGCUAUAACAAAUUACUAGCCAAAAUAUACCCCAUCAUCAGUAAAAUUAGCAUUGACUCAUACUGCUCGAUUGUAAAUUAUUAAUACUCUUUCAUACUUUUACUUAUCCUGAACACAGAGUUACACAUUAUGAUUGUAACACAUUAUUGUUUCGACAGUGUGUCGUUUUCUCACACUGCUAUUGUUUUGUAUGGUAUAUAAUAUAACAUGGAGCUUCAAAUAAAUCAUGUUUUGAUUAUAUACCAGGUCAGACGAUUUAUGCCAACAAAGUCGUCUUAUGUGCACGAUGUCGAGCCAUGGCGACUAUGUUCGGGGGUGGAUAUUCCUGCAACAUCCGUGGAGUGUUUUCUGGCCCUACUGGAGUACCUGUACACCGAUCACUCACCCAUACAGGAGGUCGACGUCAUGGGACUCAUUGUUCUCGCGGAUUUAUACGAUCAGAAAGGGCUCAUGAAUAUCUGUGAACUAUACGUUACGAAAGAAGUCGAUAGAAGCGUAACCAAACGAAUAGAACAGGCUGAGAUUGACGUCAUAGGAUUAAUUUUAACAUCACAGAUGUACAACGCCAACCAAUUGACCGCAUGGUGCUUGCACUUCAUCUCCAGUAAUUAUACAGCAUUCAAACGCAAGCCUGAAUUCGAUCAGCUCAAGGGAGAUAACUUAGACAUAGUGAAGAAAAGACAAUGGCCUCCCAGUUCCUAUCUCGAAGAAGUUGCAGAAUUCGACAAGAAAUGGGCAGGAAAUGGCGUAGAAUGUUUCUUGAUGUGACACAAUUACAGUGCGUCACUGUUUGUUAUUGGUAUUUAUUUGUUAUUGAUUAAUGUGUUUGUUAUUGUUAAUGUUAAGAUAUACAUGUAUAUAUUUUGGGAAGAAAUAAAAAAGAGGUUAAUUUACGGAAGCAAGUAUCUGAAUUGGUCGACUUUCACGUUUGUAGUGUUGUAUAGGUUUGAUAUACCUUCAUUGAACAAAUAGCUCAAGUAUUUACAAAGUUAACCUCGAUGCAGAGACGAAAUCAGGACACUGUUUCGGUAGCGUUGUUUUUCAUGGAUUUGGAUUAAGUUCAUAGGGAUAAGCAUCCUGUUAACAGCUAUGG
Molecule: messenger RNA, 1982 nt
Organism: Mizuhopecten yessoensis (Yesso scallop)
Lineage: Eukaryota; Metazoa; Mollusca; Bivalvia; Pectinida; Pectinidae
Product: rho-related protein racA-like
Exons: 7
Coding region: 1097-1657 (186 amino acids)
Biological process (GO): proteasome-mediated ubiquitin-dependent protein catabolic process; regulation of proteolysis
Cellular component (GO): cytoplasm
Molecular function (GO): ubiquitin protein ligase binding
Source: RefSeq, a predicted model, not a curated record